CAAAUACGUAUCUUCAACGCUGGUUCAGUCGCUCAACGUAGCCCGACGUAUACGCAACAUGUGGUCCAAGAUUGCCAUUGCCGGUGCCCUGACUGUGAUGGGCGGAGUGCUCUAUGUGAGCGUCGUGGAUAACUUCGCGUAUGUGGAUCGCUCUCUGGACGUGGCCAUGCCCAAGGCCAAGCGUCAUGUGGAGCAGGAAUAGGAGCUGCAAGCAGUAGCUGAUGCAGGUGGAGUUCUGGCAGGAAGCAGGAGCAGCGGGGGUAGCGGGAUUACAGUGGAAGUGAGGAUGGGGGGAUGAAGUGAAGUUCUUGCCAAGUGGAUUGCAACUUGUGGAAAGUUACAGUAUUAUUAUGCAACUGGUUCCGAUUUGUUGAUGCAACAAAAUGAACUAGUUCAGCUAACCAACGAAAGAUGUUGCUAUGUAAGCUUGAUUCUGUGCAGUUCCAAAAUGAACUGCAAGCGUGAACCAGCAACAGUGAACAAGUUCUUCAACUUCAAACUUCAGACUUCGGUGCCGAGACGAACAACAGUCGCCGUCAGCGUAAAUUAUGUUUAAUAAUAUUUAAAUUUGUUUUCUAUUCUUUUUUUUUUUAGUUUAUAACUAAAACUAAGUUCCUACAGUAUAAAAACAUGCAUGUUGUAAAUAGAUAAUAAAUGAACGUAUGUUAUAUGAAAAAGGCAAGCGACAGCAUUUG
This is a messenger RNA of Drosophila novamexicana, 695 nucleotides long. RefSeq lists its product as uncharacterized. The transcript has a single exon. The record is from RefSeq and is a predicted model, not a curated record. The coding region runs from base 59 to 202 and encodes 47 amino acids. NCBI's taxonomy places the organism in Eukaryota, Metazoa, Arthropoda, Insecta, Diptera, Drosophilidae.